Saccostrea echinata is the source of this 1017-nucleotide messenger RNA. RefSeq lists its product as uncharacterized. NCBI's taxonomy places the organism in Eukaryota, Metazoa, Mollusca, Bivalvia, Ostreida, Ostreidae. The record is from RefSeq and is a predicted model, not a curated record. The coding region runs from base 1 to 1017 and encodes 338 amino acids. The transcript has a single exon.
AUGCCGGUGAAAUUAAAGGAUAUUUACCAGAAAAGCGCCGAUUUAACUUGUUUAAUUCAGUGGUUAAUUGGAUUGAAUGUUCUGAUUGAUUUAAAUGGGGAAACAUGUAAAAGUUGUGAGACGGGAAAAUUUGGAUUAAGGAAGGAUUCUAGUUAUUCCAGAGACGAACAUGUUUGGAGAUGCUCCAACAAAAAAUGUCACAAGAAAGUGUCCGUGAGAGUUGGGAGCUGGUUCGAGAAUCAUAAAUUAACUCUGGAAAAAAUUCUUUUAAUUACUUAUUUUUGGGUGUACCAAGUAAGUGAAUUAUUUGUCAGACACGAACUUGAAAUUGCAUGUCAAACCAUCGUAGACUGGUACAAUUUCGCACGGGAGGUUUGCACCUGCGUAUUAGAAAAGGAAUCUGAGAAAAUAGGAGGAGAGGGGAAAGUUGUCGAGAUAGACGAGAGCAAAUUUGGAAAGAGAAAAUUUCAUAAAGGACGAAAAGUUGAAGGUGUGUGGGUGUUUGGAGGGAUAGAGAGAGGAUCAAAGAAGUGUUUUUUCACGACAAUGACAGAUCGCUCGAGAGAAACAUUACUCGGCAUCAUAAAACAAAAUAUUUUACCGGGAACUACUAUUAUAUCUGACUGCUGGAAAGCAUAUGACAUUCUCGACCAGGAGGGAUUCGAUCACUUAAAGGUUAACCAUUCUCUGCAUUUUGUUGACCCUACCACUGGUGCACACACAAACACGAUCGAGUCAACUUGGAGAGCAUUGAAAAAAUCACUGCCAGUGAGCGGGACUGUUAAAUCUCUCUAUGACACUUAUUUUAGCCAGUACUGUAUACGUAAAAAAUACUUAAAAGAUUCCUCAGAUCCUUUCCUAAAAUUUCUAGAACUUAUAAAGUCCGUGUACAACCCCCAAAUUCUCAUCCCUCAACUUACUUCCGACAAACCUACAUCGCCUAAGAAACAACGACAUGUGCUGCUGCCUAUUUUGUCUCCAAAUAUUAAUGACAGCAUGGAUGAUUUUGAUAUUUAA